UAAUAAUAUAGAUAUACCUCCUCCAUGAUAGUCCAAUCAGAUGUUACCAACAGUGGAGCAUUGGGGACCUGAUGCGCAGUGAGAGCCACAUGCAUAUCCAAGCUCAUUGAAUCAAUGCUUUGCUAUGGGGGUUUCCGCGUCAUGUGACUUGAGUUUUAUUCAGUCAGUGCUGCAGAAGCGCCUCUAGUGGCUGUCAGUAUGCUAGCCACUAGAGAAGGAUUUAUCCCCGCAAUGUAAACAUUGUGGUUUCUUGUUUUAUAUUGCAGGGUUAAAAGGACAGAAUCACUGCGCCAAGACCAUUUUGAGAUGGGUGACUUAGUGGUCUUUUAACACAUGAUAUUGCUCGCUUGCGGCAGUUUUAUCUGGUUCUAUGUAGUCCUGCAUUUAAUACAAUAUGAACCGCUAGGAAUGCAAUGCCCUGUGUGUUAUCCUGAAAAUCUAGUUUGUCUGCAGUUUGAUAUUUCAGUAAAAUAAAACCAAAAACUUUCUGUAUUGAUAAUUAAAGAGUGGUUAAGACUGAUGAGCUAUUAUCAGUUAUUGAACACCUGAACCUGCCCAACAUAUGACAGGCAGCCAUCGGAGUAUGGCCAGGGUUACCCUACCGCAUGACAUUACUACUCAGGGUUAUACGCUGAAGUGAGAAUUCAAGGUGAAUUUCAGAUUUAAGGCCAAAGUAGUCAGACUGGAAGCAGAGCUGAUUUAGAGAAUGUCUAACUAGUUUUUCCUUGAAUUUGAAAUUUACGUUGAAUUCUCAUUUUAGUGGAUAACCCUGGCAUUGUCAUGUUUAGGUCCAUACCUGCAAUUAAUGUGCCAAUUUGAAAUAGCUCAGCUGGUUGAAAAGGGGACAUUUAUAAUACAACUUUAAAUUAUUACUAGAUAAACAAUCAUGUUUGGUUCAUUUUGAAAUUUGUAUUAUAACGUAUUGGUAAUAAAAAAAUAAAAAGUGUAACAAUGUCUGUUUAUUUGAUAAACCCUAAUGACCCUUUUCAGCUGAUGAGCUGGAUUUUUAAUAAAUACCCAAAUAUUCAGUAAGUAGUGCUUACACUAGAGAAAUAGAAAUGUGCUGCACAGACUAGUCUGGAAAUUUUGGGGACAUUGACAAGGGAACUGCAAUGUGUAGGUCACAAUAGCUGACCUUCAAACAUUCUCCAUUCCUUCGUCAAUUCCCCACAAUUGCCAAUUAAGUUAAAAAACAAAACAACAACAACAAAAAAAAAAACAUUCUGUACAGGUGUUUUAUCCUCUACUCACAGCACAGAGGUUCAGCCCAUCCUGUGUGCCACUUUGAUGCUAUCUGAUACCUAACCGCUAUCCUAUUUCCAGCACAUUGAAAACAAGGAUCAGGUUAUCUGCAAAAAGUAAUUUUACCUGCAAAGCCCUCGCCAAAAGCAGCUGGUUGCAGGGUUUGGGGGGUACAAUAUCCAUCGACUGAAGGCACGUUAUAUGACAUGAAAAUUCAGCUACAAAAGUCAUCUGUGCAAGUCAUUUCUUAUUACAAUGCAGGUAAGUGCGAAUGUCAUUUAGCUAAAACAAUACUUUAUGGCAGAGAGUGUAUUAUUUAAGGAUGGGGUUGCAGCUAAAUUCUGAGACGUUGAUAAAACAAUCAGAUCUUUUAGACGUGAAAUUGAUUUCUCACUAGAUCAACUGACUAUGUCCUUUUAAAUUAAUAUGACUGUAGCCCAUAGUAUUAUAAAAAGGCUGUCUAAAAGAAAAUGUCACAUUGCAGUGCAGCAAUCCACAACAGAAACUCUGUUGUUCCUUUCUCUUAUUGUUUUGUCUUAACACUUUCAUGGCUUACAUACUGUAUUAAUAUGUAAAUUGGCACAAAGAGUUCCAGUUAAUUCAGCAUGUCUCAUUAGCCUACUGCUAAAUGAAUUCACAGACAAUUAACUUUGCUUACGAUGGUGACCGUUUAAAGGGCCAUAUACACAUUAAUAGAAAUGCUUUGCAUCCUUACAAGUCAACGUUAAUCUCCUUCUAAAAAUUCUAGUUUCUUCAAUACUAGAGAAAUUGUACAUGAAAUAUUCAAAAGGCCCAGCUCCUGUGACAUUGGCAUGGCAUUAUGGGGAUUGUAGUUUAUAAACAUCUGUGGGGUCUUCUUAUAUUAACCUCAAGAAUUCUUUAGAUGCUCCAUAUUCAUACAUAUUCACAAAACAAAAAAAAUUAUUUACCUUUUACCAUUGUGCGUCUUGGGAUUAUUAAUAUUCGUGUAAGUAACGCACAUUGAUACUGAUUGAGAUGGGGAGUUUAGUGAAUGGGCCAUUUGCAAAUGUUUUUCUAAAUCAAAUGUGUAGUUCAGUUAGAAGAUAAAUGUGAAAUAUUUGAAAGAUUUUUCUCAUGUUAAAUAUUGCAUAGCUUUAGGUAAAUUCUGUUAAAUACAUUUCAUCUUGUCCUAUCCUAGGUAACAUUCUGCCGGCUACGUACUCACCAAUGGUGUUUCAUCCUAUUCAAUAUUGUCCUCUUCCAUGCCCUUCUAUUUGGAGCAGACUUCAUGGAGGAAUAUUUUCUUCAGUCUCCUCCCUUUUCCUAUACAGAUGCAAAAUUCAUGGAAAUUCGAGAACAGGCCAGAAAAUUGGACUUGCAUCUCAUGAAAGACAAUAUAUCCAAGUCAUAUUUAAUUAGCGGUCCAGAUGUGUGCUCGGAACGAGAGGUCUUCUUGCUAUCUGUAGUAUUCUGUAGCCCUGAGAAUAAGACCAGGAGGAGGACAAUCAGAGAUACUUGGGGUAAUGUAACAGCCUACAAAGGUAGGGCUGUAAUCACAAUCUUUGCUUUGGGGAUGCCGGUCUCGGAAACCAUCCAAUCUGAAAUUGUCAAUGAAUCACAAAUAUACAGCGACAUAAUUGAAGGAAGCUUUCUAGAUACCUAUCACAAUGAAACAUUGAAGAUGAUCAUGAUGAUGGAAUGGGUGGUUACAUUUUGCCCCACUGCUAGGUUUGUUCUUAAGACUGAACAAAAUAUGUUUGUCAACAUAAAAAGCUUGGCUGACUAUCUGCUUGGUUUGGAAACAAAUUCUGAAGAUCUGUACACUGGACGAGUGAUCCACCAAAGUUUACCAGACAAGGAUCCACAGAGUCCCAACUUUGUCCCAGUAUCAUCUUACUCAGAAACAUACUACCCGGAUUACUGCAGUGGGGCUGCCAUGGUCAUGUCUCAAGAUGUGGUCCGUAAGGUCUAUCUUGUGUCAGAGCUGGUCACCACUUUAGUACCAUCUGAUGUCUUUGUUGGCAUUUGUGCUCUAAGAGCAGGAAUUCUUUCUACUCAUAGUUCUCGAUUUUCAGGCACACGGCACAUCAGAUAUAACAGAUGUUGCUACAAAUUCAUUUUCUCUUCUUCCAUAGAGGAUGAUAGAGAACUGUCUUCUGCUUGGAGAGAUAUGAAUGAGGGAGAAGACUGUACCGUGAUGAAAACGUACUAUGGCCUAGUGUCCUGUAAAGUCUGGACAUACAUCGAUAAGCUCAAUUAUUUUAACAAGGACAUAAAGGAUAGUGCAUUAUCUUUCUAAUUUGCCUCCUUGUGCAGAAGUUUCAAGCAGUCAUCUUGGCCAAUGAAGAAAGACAGAGAAAAGACUUAACACAUACAACCAGGUGUAUCUGCUCAUUUCUCCCACAAUAAUGAGAAUGUGAUUAGCUUUUUACAAAAUUCAUUCUACGUUAGUUUUGCACGAUAUCUCUGUAUGGUAUAGGAUAGAAAAUCGUGAUUUUACC
Messenger RNA from Pelobates cultripes (western spadefoot toad), 3704 nucleotides. The record is from the annotation of a GenBank genome assembly. NCBI's taxonomy places the organism in Eukaryota, Metazoa, Chordata, Amphibia, Anura, Pelobatidae.